AUGGAUCCAAUUUUUGAAAAAAUGAUAAAAAAACAUAAUCUUAAUUUCACAAAGGAUGGUAAAGAUUUUCUUUAUAAAAUAUACAAUGAACAAAUGAACUUUGUAAAAGCAAUAUUAGAAAAAGAAACAGAAGAAGAUUUUCUUAAUACAAUAGAAGAAUAA
Vairimorpha ceranae is the source of this 162-nucleotide messenger RNA. RefSeq lists its product as hypothetical. Lineage: Eukaryota; Fungi; Microsporidia; Nosematidae. Bases 1 to 162 code for a protein of 53 amino acids. The record is from RefSeq and is a predicted model, not a curated record. The transcript has a single exon.